AUUAUUAGAAGCGGUCCGGAUAUCUCGCAGAGGACGAUGUUUCGAAAAGAUCCGCCAAAGGUUCGAAGUAAAGCCCGUGCAAUGUGCGCAGUUCGGUGAAGAAUGACGCAUGCGCAGUAAUACAUUUUUGCGAUGAAGGCGCGCACGACGAAGCAAAGAUACGAGUGAACGCGUGUUUUAUAUCAGUGAAGCGCCGGCAAAGCCGGAGGAAAGAUGUUUCUUUGUAAUCAUCAUCUUUUUUCGCUGAGUUUUCUCCCUCGUUAUACGAAAUAGAGCCGAUCAAAGUUCGUAGAUUCGCUUUGACGAUUGAUUUCACGUUGUAGUUUUUUCUUGUAUCUGUAUUUUCUUUCCUUUGUUUUUUUUUUCGUUUGUUUGUCUACUUUCUUUGGGUUUCUUCGCUGUUGUUAUUUUUUAAAAAUUCUUUUUUACAUCUUUUUUUAUUCCACAUUAUAACUAUAUCGAAUCGAUUUGAGUGAAAUAACGAAAUUGAUUUCGCGUCACAUUUUCGUGCUCGAUCGGAAAAUGAUUCCAGAAGAAUAGAAAGUUUAGAAAAAAAAGAAAAAGAAAGGAUUUUCUCACUUUUUCUAGUAAAUCAGGAAUCAAACUUAUUCAAAGAUUUAUCUUCCGGAUCAUUGUGGAGUCUUUCUCGAUUCUUUUUAAAAGAGAUCGAAAGAGGAAUAGCCUUUCAAGAUCCAAUUUUUUUUAUUUCCUUUUUUUCUUUUUUAUUUCUCUUCUUCAGUUUGAUUUUUUUCUCAACGGGUCUCUUUUGAAAAGUAGUUAAAGAAUUUUGGAGCAAAGUAGUACGUCUCUUAAUUGUAAUCGUGUAAGAAUAAUCAACUACCGACAACUCCAGCUUCAAAGUCGUUUAAAGAAGUAGAUUUUGAGAAUAAGCGAAGGAACGAAGGGCCCGGUGUUGAUCGGCCGGUGUUGUCACAUCUCCGAAAACGAGUAUGAGCAAAGCAAGAAAGCUACAGCAUCAGCAACAACGUUGAAAGUAGGGAUACGAUAAGAGAAAAUACUUCGUUUCCCUAUUAACUGAUCGUUUGAAUAAAACGAUGCAUACGUAGCGUUCGAGAGAAUUUAUAUAAAAAAAGAAGAAUUUAUUACCAGUUUAAAUGAUACUAUGAUGAUGGAGCGAAUUUUCGUUGAAUUAAUAAAGAUAAUGAAUGAUCGGAAAGUUGCUUUAGUAACGUCGCUUUAGAAAUAGUAACGUUCUUGGCACGAUCCUAAGACUUUUUUAUCUGAUUAAUACGAAGAAAAUAUAUAUUAAUUAAAGUGAUAGAUAAAUUACAUUGUUAGAUUAAAGAAAACGAAAAAGAGAAAAAAUAAGAUGAAGGUGAUCGAGGAAAUAACUUCGAGUUUUCAUACGGAAGCUUGGCAAAAUGAUAGCUUGUCUAUCGUUGAUCUAGCAAACACAAUGAUGACCAUGAACGUUACCGUUCCGAAUAUACCUAAAAGACACGUGACUUUUAUUUCUCAAGCAGUUCUCACAUUGGUGUAUAUAACCGGUGUUAUUGGCAAUGUGUCCGCUCUGGUCAUUCUUUUUCAUCGCGAUAAGAGGAGAAAUCGCAAACACCUGCUGAUGCUACGUUGCUUGGCAAGCAACGAUCUCGUCGCAUUAUUGGGUAUGUUGGUCCAGAUGUAUAUCAGUAUCUACGUAGCUGGUGUUACAUUCAGCCGAGUAUUUUGCUCUCUGCGAGUCGUAUGGAGAUUGUUUGGAUUAUUUAGUGGCUGUGUAGCUAUCGUAAUGGCCGCUGAAAGAUGGCUAGCUUUGACCAGGCCUUUCGUUUAUCAAAAGCAGGUGACGUAUCCGGUAAUUGUCCGUUGUAUGCUGACACUUUGGCUGGCUGCUCUGUCAUUGACCAGCCUGCCGGUAUUAGGCUUCGGUCUUUAUUACAAAGAUGAUCACUGUGUUCGAUAUAGAGAGGCUACCAAACCUACUGACAUAGCUUAUGCAUACGUAUGGUUCGUUUUCGGUACUCUUCUCUGUCUAUCCAUUGUCUGGUGUAAUCUAGCAGUGUCCAGAGCGUUAGGUAGAUUAGGUCGUCGAGCUGGAGCACUGAGACGUAUCUCGAGGGCUUCUUCAAGAGCAAAACCAUUGUUAACUGUAACUGGACCCACACCAGAAGUCGUCGCAACUGCUGAAGAAAGAGCUUUUGCCCGACUUAUGGCAGUCCUUUCGAUAUCUUUUGUUGUAUGCUGGAUGCCACAAAUGAUUUCGAUUCCGCUCGCACAAUUCUCUAUGACUUUAACGACGAAGAUGGUGACUUUGAAAAGGUGUAUCCGUGCUUUUCACAUUGUCGCCGACAUUCUUUUGUGCAUACACUUCACUUUGGAUCCAUAUAUUUACGUUCUCCUUCGAAUACCUCGACCAAGAUUCCGUUUGUUGAAACCACUUUGCAAGAUCUGCUGGCCAGCCAGAAGUCGAUCAAAUUCGUUCACAGGAACAGGAGAUAAUCAUUGCAGCAGUGGUGAUCCACCAACCCCUAUAACCGAAGCACCCUCGACACCCGUUAGCGAGGAACAUGAGUCCGAAUUAGCAACCGUUAAUGUUUGAGAUCAAUACGAAUUGAUCGUAUCGAUCUCAUAAACGAUUUUAUGUUUACACAAUCGAAAAUGUAUUCUUCGAUGUACCAAAGUUCUAUAUAUGUAUUUCUUAUUUACUAUUUCGUAUUAACAUUUCUGGAUUAAAUUCGGGCAAAAUCGAGGCAUUCCAUGAGACUUAAGAGGAAGAAAAAAGGAUGACAAGUUUGUGACUGAGAGUAUUGCAAUUAUAAAUAUCUAUGAGUUUUUUCUUUUAUAUAUACUAUAUAUUGUCGAAGGUUUAUGCAUGAAACGACUUUUCAUCGAGAACUCCAAUCAUUUGCUUCAUGCAAAUGACAGUGACGUUGACAGAUCGGAUACAAACCUAAUCUUUCGACAAUCGAAUUAUGAUCAAACGUACUACGAAAAUAACCGACAUUUUUUAUAUUUUUAUUUUAUGAGAAAUUGUUAAAAUUGUAUAAUUUGAUUAUAUGAUCGAUGAAUUUUAAACGUAUAUUACGUUCGAUUAAAAGUGUGAAAUAAAAGGAAAUAUUUAAAUACAUGUUUCCAAAGCACAGUUACACGAUCCAAAUUAUUCUACAUAUAUGUAUAUACAUUAUAAAUGUUGAUAUCUGUGUAGAUAUAUUUCUAGUCAGAGUCAAGCAAUGUAACUGUGAAAAAAACAAAAGAAAAUAUACAGAAAGACACAAAAAAAACGAAAAAAAGAGAAAUUUCAUUCGUUUCUGGUGCAAAAAUACCAAAAUAAGGAGAUCGAUUAUUCUCCGUACGAUGUUAAUUAUUACGCGCGUGCAUUUCUUUUUUUUUUUUCUUUUUUAUAUUUUAUAACGUUAUUAUCAAAAAGAAAUAUUACUCGUGCCAUUUAAUGAUACUAUUGUUCUAAGUGUAUAAUGUGUGUACAUGAAUACAUAUUUACAUGUAAAAUAAGAGUACACGUUAAGAGGAACGAAUAUAUUAUUAUCAUUACUAAUAAUAGAUUUAUCAAUCAUUUUGCAUAUCAUGAUCGCAUAUCGUUCGAUGCGUUCGUUAUAAUUUCAUUUUAUAUGAUUUUUUUAUAUGUUUUCCUCAACGAAUGAUAUUUAUGGUGUAAUAAAAGUAUUCACGCAUAUAGGAUAUUUUGAUUAACCGUUUACAAGUUUUAAAUCGUCUUUAAUACAAUUAUAUCAACGAGCAUUUAUAAUUGUACAUAAGAAUAUUACAUAUAGAUAAUUAUAAUCAAAUAUACUGUCUACGGAUUGUGACGUACAAUCGCAGGCGAUGUAAAGCACGGAGAUGAUAUCUAUUAAAAGAGAAAAAGAAAAUUACAUAAUUAUCAAAUAAAUAUGUACAUUCAUAAUAAAUGAUGAUACAAAUUCCGAGAACAUUUUUCAUAGUUCUUGUGUAACUUGGAAUUAUGUUUUCAAUAAUAACGCGAAAAAAGGAAAAUACAUAUAAUACAAAUAUAUUUACGAUAUAUUACAUUUCCCUUUAGCCGUUCAUAACACGAAUCUUAUAGUCUCGUAUCUAUACAAUUCUAAUACGAGACUGUUCUCUAUUACACACCAAAGAUGCAUCCAAGUAUUGCAUUCGUACGGUUAUUGACCGAAAGUAUAAAUAAAUAAUGUAUUUUUUCUUUUCAUAAAAAAGAGAAGGAGAAAAAGAUAGAAAGGGGGAGAGAGAGAGAGAGAGAGAGAGAGAGAGAGAGAGAGAGAGAGAGAAAGAAUAUGAGAUAUUCUUCACAAAAAGACGUAGUAGAACAAGUUUCUAUACGGCAAACAAACAAUUCUUUUUCUUCUAUGAAAGACCAAUGUCAAAGGCAAAACAUUUAUCAAUAUAUUUUGUUGUUUUUUUAUCUUUUUUUAUCUUUUAUCUUUUUUUUUUUACUUUUGUUCAAUUUUCUCUUUCAAAAAAUAGAUUAUUUCCACGAAAAGCUUAAGCUCUUAUCCUUCGUCUAUAUGUAUAUUACUUGAAGUCCAGUUUUGAUGUAGGUUCUUUUAUGUUACUUAUAAAAAUGUAUAACGUAUAAUUGUUUUUUUCUUUUCUUUUUUCUUUUUAAUUACACCAGGUAUUAUAUAAGUAAAUUUGAAAUUAGAGUGCAUAUGUAUGUCCUCAUGUUUCCUAUAAAUAUUUUUCGUAUCAUUCAAUCUAAGAGAAAAUAUUGUUCGAAAACGUGUACAUACAGUAAAUUUGAUUAAAGGUAUUCGAUUAAUGUUUUAUUCGUUCACACAAUAAAGUGGCACAAAUAUACGAUCGAAGAAUAAUAGAUAUAACUUUGUAUAUAUCGUUAUAUGUAGCUUUCAUUCAGUCUUAAAUUAGCAAAAUUACAAUUACCUGGUUUUUUUGCUUUCCUUCACACUUGAACAUAUACUUAUUUAUAUUUAAGCAUCGAUAUCAUGUCGAGCAUCUGUUUCAUAAUAAAAAGAAUAAUUUUUUACAGGCUUCCAUCUCCCAAUAUUCAUACCAGCACUUCGAUGUUACAAAUCAUUUUUAUUGGUCAAGUGUGAAGUAAUUUUUAAAAAGUUGUUCAUAAUAAAUUAUUGUCAAACAUACUUCGCGUUAACUGAUAAUGCGCACGUAAGCAUAGGAACCACAAGAGAGUCAAUUAUAACAUAGGGACGACUUCGUUUCAAUAAUUUGCACUCUUUUUUUGAUAUGGAUAAUAUUCAAUGUCUACAUUCACGCACGUACACACACGCACACACACACACACGACGUGAUACAUCUUUAAUUGAAAAUUAUUAUUACAUAGGGUCCUUUCACGGGAUAGACGGACACAUUAAUUUACAUCAUUUAAACAUUCAAAAUGAAUAAUGAGGUACAUUUGGAUUUUGUUGUGUCAUCAAAGGACAACGAUAAAAUUUUGUCAAUAUUUUAACAUUUGUAAGAAAUGAUGAAUCUUUGAACCUCAUCGUUUAAUUUAGGCCAUUUAAAACGUUAUAAGCUCGUUUUCGAAGCCUUUUCAGGUACCGCACAUUAAUUGUCAUCGUUUCUAUUGCAACAAGAUAUUGACACGUUAUGAAAUUUGUAUUUUUCUCCUUCCUAUUAAUUCUAGCUCCGACGAUAAUACAAGAUUGAUGCUCGAAUAAUAGAUUAGAAUAGCCCGUAGAGUUUUAAUAAUUUUUUAGUCAAAGUGCUACCAACACCAACGACGAUGACUGAUCGUUUUCAUCGUUUUAUUUUGCAAAAUGUGGGCUAAACUUCAUCGUAAAAAUUCGAACGAGUAAGAAACGACUCCGCAAUAAAAGAAAUCUCAAGCGUCUCCAGACUUAUAAACGUCUUAAAAAUCGCAGAUCAUUCUCACUAAAUCCCUCCAACCUAAUUUACUGCGCAAAUUCAACGGCGAGUGAUCUUCCCUCGAACGAAAAAAAAGAAACAAAAAAACAAAAAGAAGAAAAUCUCGUUUCGAUCGAGGACGAAACUCAAGAAAGCUAUUAUUUUCUCGACCAAAAAUCCUUAAGCAAGAUUUUUACCAUCCUUUAAUACGAAUUUUACUUCGUUCUGUAGAUAACGGAACUUAUUUAUCCUGGUUCUGAUCCACUCCGCCAGGAGUAACCAGAGAACCUUUCCUCGUUCUCUGAAAAAUCGUCGUGCCGAUCCGUCCGUGUUAACCAAGAUCGAUACAGCAUGACGGUGUUCGCAUAUUGGCUGCACGCUCGACAACAACGAUUCCCACGGCGUGUCGUGCCGGCUAUCGUGAACCGCGACCCUCCGCUAAAAAUUUUUUUUACCAAAACACAUUUUAUCGGACGAACUAAUACGAUCUUUGAUAUCUUUUCUUUGUAAUUUAAGAAAAGAAGAUCGAUACCUUGGGCCGUGCAGAAAUGCAUCACACCUUCCACAAAAGAAGAUGAUUCGUCGAAUCCUCGCGACCUGCCUGUAAUUCUGCGGACGCUUGGGGCCCUCUGAAAUCCUCGUAACCAUCGCCACCGGAUAUCACCAAGAGCUUACCGCGAUUGAUAUUAUUCUGAUGCACUUUCUUCGAUUUCAAAGAGUAUCGAUUCACCUUUGGUCGUGGUUCUGGUUUCGAUGAUGUACUGGUUUCCACGCAUGUUAGAAACCGCACGUGUCCCGUAUGUCCGUGAGGUAUUCCUUUGAGAAGAAAAAAAAAACUUUCGUUAAAAUCUCAAUUACCAAAGAAGAGAGAGAGAAAGAUCCGUUAGCUCGAUACCAACCAGUUACGAUGGGAGGUUGAGAUAUUCUUUGCGUGGAUGGCUUGAUGUGAGGUAUUGGUACGGUUAAAAGUACACCAGCGCUUGUACCGAUCCAUAAUAACUCAUUGCAAGCCAAUAAAGCGGUUACUCUGAGACAGGCUGCUUUAUGUUGUCUUAUUAUGUCAUCGCAACCUGCAGCAAGUUUAAUGUUUUCGUUAAAAUAAAUAUCGUUGGAAGUACAAUAAGGGUUCGUUAAACGAGAAAUUUAUAUAACGAUUUCGUUCAAGAUUUAAAACUUACUAGCAAGCAUCUUGGUAACGGCCGGAGCGAUAUUUAUAUCUGUCAAGCAUUCAUAACUACCAGCAUGGAAAAGACGAAGUACGGCACUGUUGUGCAAAGAAAUCCAAACACCAAAACCACCAGAGUUUGCCAUACAAGUGACCGCUCGACUUGUGUCACUGCUAACCACGAAGCUGUGCUCGAUGUCCAAGGUACGCGUGUUGAGAACUUUCACGGAGUUAUGGCAACCACACCACAGUUUGCCAGAUACCGGAAGCAUCUUUGUUACUGGAGAUGCUGCGGUACCUACGGACACUAUCGUUGGAUCU
Molecule: messenger RNA, 7279 nt
Organism: Vespa velutina
Lineage: Eukaryota; Metazoa; Arthropoda; Insecta; Hymenoptera; Vespidae
Product: prostaglandin E2 receptor EP2 subtype
Exons: 7
Coding region: 1331-2557 (408 amino acids)
Biological process (GO): positive regulation of cytosolic calcium ion concentration; adenylate cyclase-activating G protein-coupled receptor signaling pathway; inflammatory response
Cellular component (GO): plasma membrane
Molecular function (GO): G protein-coupled receptor activity
Source: RefSeq, a predicted model, not a curated record